AUGACUUCGACAACAGAGUCCGUGGCCACGUCGAUCACGGCCACAGCCAUGACAGCACAUAAUGGAACUACCAACGAUAUCAAUUCAACGAGUGGCGUGACUCCAGACAAUACCACUUCCGCAAUAUCAACUCCCUCCCCAUCUUCCACCAGUGCCUCCGCAGUAUCGGGAUCCUCUGCAACCCAGAACCGCGCAUCAAUCCGUCGCCCGCCGCGAAAAAGUACCUUGACGCAGCAACAGAAGAACCAGAAACGCCAGCGCGCAACGCAGGAUCAACUGGUUACCCUUGAAACGGAGUUCAAUAAGAAUCCAACCCCGACAGCUGCUGUGCGCGAGAGGAUUGCUGAGGAGAUCAAUAUGACUGAGCGGUCGGUUCAGAUUUGGUUUCAAAAUCGACGUGCUAAGAUCAAAAUGAUUGCCAAAAAAGGCAUCGAGACUGGUGAAGACUGUGAUGCCAUUCCCGAAUCGAUGCGCCAAUAUCUUGCCCUCCAUUUUGAUACUUCAAAGGCUCACGCACGCAACUUAUUCAAUAGAUACCCCGGAUACGGACCCAACGAGAUGCAUGAGCCUCCUGUCUCGUCUGGCAAAAUCGUUAUCCACCACUUCGCAUGUCGUUCCCUCAGAAUUGGUACCUGGCGUCGUGUAGGCCAAAAUGCCAUGGACCUAGUGAUCUUCUAUUCUCCUGAGAAGUCUUGCAUGACAUACUAUAUAAAUAACGAUUCUGCGGGGUAUAAGAUCGAAUACCCAUUCUCUUACAUCAAGAAUAUUGUCUUGGAAUCUGGCGACCCAGGGCCGAAUGCUGAUGGCACUCCACCGAAGCCUGGAGGACUGGUUAUCGAACUCAAUCGUCCUCCAAAUUUCUAUAUGGACUCAUCAAACUCGGGCGGAUUUUACCAAUGCAGGGAUUUCACUGAGGAUCAACAGGCUACCAAGUCAAUGAUUCAUUAUCUAGGCGGUCACCCGAAAGUCCUCAGUGUUCAAUUAGCGAAACUGGUAUCGCUUGAGUCAUUCCAAAAUCGUCUGAUGCAGUAUGAUUUCAGCGGAUUCGCUGUGUCAGCUCCUGUUUCUCCGCACAUCGUUCACAGACCAGCUUCGCAGCCAAACCAUCUAGCUAGGCCCAAUUCAUCCAUGUAUCAGGAGAAUAAUAACCAAUUCGGAAUGAACUUACAUCCUGGUCGGGGUCAUAAACGGCAACGAAGCCGGUCUGUUCCCGUGCCAGUUGACUUUGCUGCCAUGGGCUACCAUGUGCCUUCAUUCCACAUCCAACAAUCCCAUCCCUCAGCACAGCAGUUCAACCCAGAUCCUAACAUCUUCGCACCCAUCCCGCAGAGCCGCAUGCCACAUAUUCCGCCUGUCAGUGAUGACAUGCGGAUAGAUGCCCCGCCCGGCUAUGCCAUGGACUUCCAACCCUAUCCCAUGUCUGCAACAACAACGACACACACUGCAACAACAGCUGCGACCUCCUCAGAAUUCGCCAAUCCACCUUUCUUCGCUACAGCUGCACCAGCAGACCAGAAGCCGAUUCAGAUGCAAACUCACCAGCAACAGCCUAACACUUCCACGCAGCUACUAGGAUCACCAUACAGCCUUCCCUUCCUCUCACCGUCUCCAAUGGUUGAUGCCCCAAAUAUGAUGCCUCAACAGCAACAACACUCUCCCUCACCAUUAUCACAUGUCAGCCACGUCGCUACCGAACCAAUGAUCGCGGACCAAUCUCCACCCUCCGUGACGAAACUGCAACUCAAUCCCUCCCCUACGCCUUCUGCGGAUGACUUGUUCUCUCUCUCCCUUGCUGACCAUGACGCCAAACAAGGCAACGACGAACAUAUGGCCGGUAUGCCUGGUCUUGGUCCUGUUGGUGUUGUAGGUGAAGACGGCAGCGAUGAUGCUGCGGGUAUGCUAUUGAGCGAGAUGUACUCGAAGCAAGAUCUUAAUCAAAAUCACGAUCAUAAUAAUCAGGACAUGUCCAUGUCCAUGCCGAUGUCUAUGCCUAUACCUAUGCACCAUGACCACUCGCCGCCGAUGGAGAUGGAUGACGAUAGUUUCGUGCUUGCGUUGCAAGGGUUUGGGGCUGACCAUGAUCACCGACAACAGCAGCAACAUGGCCUUGGUCACUCACCACCAAAUGAGAGUGUUGGCGAUUACCAUGGUAUGCUCCCGUUUGACACUGUGGAUCCGAGCUCCCUUGCUGUGACAGCUGCGGAGGCUUGAAUUGAACAAAACACGAGCAGAGAGGUCUUGGUGAAUUCAAGUUACGGCCGAAUAUUUUCUUUACUUUUUAUUUUUCUGAUACUUUUUCUCUUCUUUUGUUUCUUUUCAGAUUUGGAAAUGGCGAAUUCGCAGAUUUUGUAUGGCUUUAUAUGUUCUGUUGAUUAUUUUGAUAUAUAUUCUUUUCUUGUUUUUUGUUCCAAAUUGCCAAUUGCAUCGAUUCCUCUCACGCUCAACUCGGGUUUUCUCUUUUUAUAUUCUUUUUUCCUUUGACUGGUUUCAUUGAGCCUGUUCUUUUUUUCUUGUUUUUUUCUUUUUGGCUCUUACGUUUCAGUUUACUCACCAUGCUGAGUUUACUUUUAUCUUCUAUUAACCAUUCUCAUUCUUCCUCCGUUUUCCCCCUCGCAAGUUAUAACUUGUAAGGGACCAAACUUGCAUUCAACAUCAUUCCUCUCCUCUCAACCGAUCAGUCAAUUGGCUGGCCUACCUAUCAACCGACCAAGCAACCGACCAUGUACUUCACCCAUUCCAAAUCCAUUACCCGCAUGCUUCUUUCCUCAUCCCAACUCGCUAAGUCCUUAUUUACUUACAAAUCUCAGUAAUGUUUUUACUUUAUUAUUUAUUUAUUUCCUAUUUUUACUUUUAAGAACUUCUCCAAUGAUUACUAUUAUUUGUUUUUCUCUCUUUCCAUUCUAUCCGUUUAAUUUAUUAUCAAAUACACAGGGCGGGUUUCCCUGUUUUUUUUCUUCUGAUUCUUUGAGUUGAACAAGAGCAUCAACAAUGCCAAUUAACAAUAAAUUACAAUUUUUUUAUAUA
Molecule: messenger RNA, 3024 nt
Organism: Histoplasma capsulatum G186AR
Lineage: Eukaryota; Fungi; Ascomycota; Eurotiomycetes; Onygenales; Ajellomycetaceae
Product: homeobox domain-containing protein
Exons: 2
Coding region: 1-2211 (736 amino acids)
Biological process (GO): cell differentiation; regulation of transcription by RNA polymerase II
Molecular function (GO): DNA-binding transcription factor activity, RNA polymerase II-specific; RNA polymerase II cis-regulatory region sequence-specific DNA binding
Source: RefSeq, a predicted model, not a curated record